This is a messenger RNA of Acinonyx jubatus (cheetah), 2265 nucleotides long. Its product is annotated as olfactory receptor 4F3/4F16/4F29-like. Gene Ontology annotation, biological process: G protein-coupled receptor signaling pathway. The transcript has a single exon. Gene Ontology annotation, molecular function: olfactory receptor activity; G protein-coupled receptor activity. Bases 1303 to 2265 code for a protein of 320 amino acids. NCBI's taxonomy places the organism in Eukaryota, Metazoa, Chordata, Mammalia, Carnivora, Felidae. The record is from RefSeq and is a predicted model, not a curated record. Gene Ontology annotation, cellular component: membrane.
UUUCUCUCUCUGUCCCUCCUUCAAAAUAAAUAAACAUUAAAAAAAAUAAAGUUUUUUUCUCUUAUGUAUCAAGAGUGAGUGGGGGAGGGGUAGAGAGAGAGGGAGAGCGAAUCCCAAGCAGGCUGCACAUUGCCAGCACAGAGCCCAAGCCUACACGAUCGUAGCUCAAUCCUGCAAACUGUGAAAUAUGAUGUGAGCUGAAAUGAAGAGCUGGAGGCUUAACCGACUGAGAUACUCAUUGAUUGAACUUAAUAAAAUGAAAAAAAUGGGAAGAUGUAGUUGAUGAACCUUGAGGAUGUUGUGGUAAGGGGAAUAAGACAAAGAUAAAUGACGUAUGAUUCUAUAUCUAUGAGGUAUCUGAAGUAGUAAAAAAAUCAUAGAAACAGGAAGUAGAAUGGUGGUUAGAAGGGGUUGAAGGGAGAGUGGAAAGAAGAGUUUUUUAAUAGGUAUUGAGUUUCACAUUUGCAAGAUGAAAAAGUUCUGGGGAUCUUUUUCAUAACAUGAAUAUAUUGAAUAAUACUGAACUAUACACUUACACAGGGUUUCUAAGGUACAUUUUAAUGUUACAUGGUUUUUACCACAAUAAAAAAAAAAAGGAAUAUUCAGAAAAGCAGUGAACCUGAUCUGACAUAGUGACAAAGAAUGAAAUUCUGUCUUUGUUAAGGUCCAUUUCUCCCUGUUUUACUACUCUUGCCUGGUUUUGGUGCUUUCUUCUUCCCCCGUUUCAUUGUCCCUAAUCUCCAUCUACAUCCUUGUCUACCGUGCAUUUCUCCUUAAUUCAUUCCCAUCUCAUGUUUCAGAAGACUUUCACUCCUAGAUGCCGAUCCAUUGAUUAAUCAGUUUCCCCACAACCCUACUCUUUGAGUGUAAUUGAAAAUGAUCAUAAAAGGGAGAUUAAGUGUGUUGACAUGGGAAAGUAAGGUCAGAUAUAAUUUGUAUCAUUGUUGAAUUUCCCUUUGUGCAUAAUUAAAUAAAUUUAUUUCCACCUACUGCCUCUUUUUUUUUUGUAAGUAAAUAUACUGUCUUGAUUGUAUAUUCUGUUUCUUGCUGCAGGCCCCUGUGAAGCUUUUCUUCUUGCCUACUUCUCCUAUUAAUUUUAGGCUCUGAGAGAUUUUUCUGAUAGUUCCACUUAUUAUCUCCUGAGUUGUGCUUAUGUCAUCAUCAUUAUCAUCAUUACUUAUGAAUAGUGAAGCAUUGGAUUACCAGGUAGUUCUCUUUUGUAAUGCAACAUAAAUUGUUAAUACCACUAUCAUUCCUGAUCAUCACAAUUUCUUUGUCACAUUUAUAGUUCUCAUCAUUUCAAUGGCAGCCCAGUUGGCUGGAUCAAUGGAUGGAGGGAAUCACUCGGUUGUGUCUGAGUUUGUGUUUCUGGGACUCACUCAUUCAUGGGAGAUCCAGCUUCUCUUCCUGGUGUUCUCCUCUGUGCUCUAUGUGGCAAGCAUGACCGGGAACAUCCUCAUUGUGUUCUCUGUGACCGUUGAUCCUCAGUUGCAUUCCCCCAUGUACUUCCUACUGGCCAAUCUCUCUUUCAUUGACUUGGGAGCCUGCUCUGCCACCUCACCCAAGAUGAUUUAUGACCUUUUCAGAAAGCACAAAGUCAUCUCCUUUGGAGGCUGCAUCGCCCAGAUCUUCUUCAUCCACGUCAUUGGUGGUGUGGAGAUGGUGCUGCUCAUCGCCAUGGCCUUUGACAGAUAUGUUGCCAUCUGCAAGCCUCUCCACUACUUGACCAUCAUGAGCCCACGAAUGUGCAUUUUGUUUCUGGCUGCUGCCUGGGCCCUUGGUGUCAGUCACUCACUGUUCCAACUAGCAUUCAUUGUUAAUUUACCCUUCUGUGGUCCUAAUGUAUUGGACAGCUUUUACUGUGACCUUCCUCGGCUCCUCAGACUGGCCUGUACAGAUACCUACAGAUUGCAGUUCAUGGUCACUGUUAACAGUGGGUUUAUCUGUGUGGGUUCCUUCUUCAUACUCCUCAUCUCCUACGUCUUCAUCCUUUUUUCUGUUUGGAAACAUUCCUCUGGUGGCUCAUCCAAGGCCGUUUCCACCCUGUCAGCUCACAUCACUGUGGUCCUUUUGUUUUUUGGUCCAACCAUGUUUGUCUAUACAUGGCCACAUCCCAAUUCCCAAAUGGACAAAUUUCUUGCCCUGUCUGAUGCAGUUAUCACUCCUUUUCUGAAUCCAGUCAUCUACACGCUCAGGAAUAAAGAGAUGAAGGCAGCAGUGAAGAGAACUUUCAGACCAUUAAUGAUUUUUAGGAAGAUUUCAUAA